Thamnophis elegans (Western terrestrial garter snake) is the source of this 2462-nucleotide messenger RNA. It is a transcript of the gene RASL10B, whose product is annotated as RAS like family 10 member B. NCBI's taxonomy places the organism in Eukaryota, Metazoa, Chordata, Lepidosauria, Squamata, Natricidae. Gene Ontology annotation, molecular function: GTP binding; GTPase activity. The transcript has 4 exons. The record is from RefSeq and is a predicted model, not a curated record. Bases 704 to 1315 code for a protein of 203 amino acids.
GUUCCGUUGCUUCCUUCUCUUUCAAAGUUAGCCGGAACCCGUCAGGCUUUGUGACCCAGUGGAUCUCCAGCAGGCAGUAGCAGGAGAUUUCCUAACCCCCCCUCCCCUUUCCUUCCUUACACGCACACACACACACACACAAAGCGCUCUUCCCGAAACACACUUCUGCUCUGCAUUACCCAAUGAAGCGAGAAGAGCACAUUCCGUUUAUAUUUUUAUAUCCCGAAAGGACGGGAGGAAGCAGCCGUCCCUUGAAUUGCAGAAGCAGCCGUUCUGCCUCCACCCGGAGUCCCUUCGGAUCUCUUGCCUACAAGUAGCCGUAGGCUUCUCUUCCCCCCCCCCAAUCCCCGCGUCCGCGAUCGCAGUUUUCUCCCCCCAGCCCCCCCCCCCUCGUAAUCUUCCAAGAUCAGGGUGGGACUACUGAAUGGAAUAUUUCCCCUUCUCUACAGCCAGCCGGCCCCCCCACGGAUUUCAAGGAUUUAGGAUCCGUCACCAGAGACAUUGCACAGUGGGGGAAGAGUGUCCUUGGCGUGCUCAUCACUGCAAGUGACAGGCCGAGCCAGUGAGGAAAUGGUUGCUGACUGUGGCUGAAUCCACAGCUGCCAGAAUAUGCAGCCCAGGGGCGUUCCUGGCAGUGCAAAGGCAGCGGACUGCGCCAAGGAGCUGAUCACCACGUUGUGCACGGGGGUUGUGGCCGGGAGGCAUGGUGACAACUUUCAAGAUUGCCGUGCUGGGUGCUCAAGGGGUCGGAAAGAGUGCCAUUGUCCGCCAGUUCCUGUACAACGAGUUCAGCGAGGUCUGUGUCCCCACCAAGGCCCGCCGUGUCUACCUACCUGCCGUGGUCAUGAAUGGCCACGUUCACGACCUACAGAUCAUGGACUUCCCGCCCAUCGCCUCUUUCCCUGUAAAUACCCUGCAGGAGUGGGCGGACGUGUGCUGCCGAGGCCUCCGGAGUGUUCAUGCCUACAUCUUGGUCUAUGACAUCUGUUGUUUUGACAGCUUUGAGUAUGUCAAAACCAUUAGGCAGCAGAUCCUAGAAACAAGAGUCAUUGGGACCUCAGAUACGCCCAUCAUCAUUGUUGGGAACAAGCGGGACCUCCAGAAAGGCCGAGUUAUUCCCCGCUGGAAUGUCUCCAACCUUGUGAAGAAGACAUGGAAGUGUGGUUACAUUGAGUGCUCGGCCAAAUACAACUGGCACAUCCUCUUGCUCUUCAGCGAACUUCUGAAGAGUGUGGGCUGCGCACGAUGUAAGCACGUUCACACUGCCAUCCGCUUCCAGGGGGCCCUGCGGAGGAACCGAUGCACCAUUAUGUGAGACCUUAAGGACCUGCUAUCCCCACCACCAUCAUCUCUGAGGGCAGCUUCUCCCCACUUGCCUGCCAUGUGCAUGGGAACCCCCCCUUUUUUAAAAAAAAAAAUCCGGAUUCAGCUGGGCUAGAAGUUCUUUGCAAGCAGCUCUGUCCGCAAAGGAAGCCACAGCCCUUAUCCUCAUUGAGGCCAGCUGGUUUUUGUUUUGUUUUUCCCUGCUGAUCCUUGAUGUGUUGAGGAGGGUUGCUUCUUUACACAUAGGAGUCCUUUUGGUUUGGAUCAUAGACCAGGAGGUGCUGGAAUCUACAGAUGGAGCAAAAAUGCAGCGAGUCGACCUGAAGGAGGGGAAUGCGUCUAGUUCACUCUCUUGCAGCCAGUAUAUUAAUCUACCAAAUGUGGGAUUAGUUAAUACUUUGUGAAUAAUGCGAUGCAAAUUAAGAGGAGCAAAUGGCCUCUUGAUAUAGAACUAGGCAGCCAGCCCAAUGGGGAUGGGCAAUCUUUGGCUCUCCAGAUGUUGCUAAACUGCAACUUAGCAGUCUUAACUGGUAAUGCAAGGAGAGCGUAAUGCUGGAUGUUCUAAUUCGGCAAGGUCUAGAGGCUCACAGAGCAUCCAGGUCAGCACUCCUGUCAUGCAAGAUGACUUGCAGCUGGCUCAAAACCAUGGUGGGAUAUUUCAGGAGGAAAGAGGAGUAUAGAAUGAGUGGGUAAAAGAGUUGAACAAGUGAGCCAAGAAAAGCCAGCAGAGAUGGGACUGGUAAGGAUUAGUAAGGGCAACUGAAAGGAAAGGAUGGGAUCUCUCAGGUCAUAUGUAUGUUGAGAUGGUGGAUUCGCCUGAUGUGUUUCACAGUACAUGUUUAUAGAGAGAGGGGAAACCUUUCAGUCUGGACACAAAGUAAACGAGGUUUGUCACUAAACUCCAGAAGUUCUGACGAUGUGAUAGCAUGAGUCCAUGAGAUAUAAUUUGCUUAUAUUUACACAUUUUUCCAGGUGCACGCAAACCAUCUCUCUACAUUUAAAAUUCAGAAUAUACACCUCUGGCUCUCCUGGUGUUGCUGAACUACAACUUCCACAUGUCCCAGUAUUGUCCAUGCUGACUGGAAGAUGUAGAUCAGGGGUCCCCAAACUUGGCAACUUUAAGACUUGUGGACGUCAAC